This is a messenger RNA of Sitodiplosis mosellana (orange wheat blossom midge), 2864 nucleotides long. RefSeq lists its product as uncharacterized. The transcript is spliced from 5 exons. Gene Ontology annotation, biological process: neuron-neuron synaptic transmission; neuromuscular synaptic transmission; clustering of voltage-gated calcium channels. The record is from RefSeq and is a predicted model, not a curated record. Bases 584 to 1774 code for a protein of 396 amino acids. Gene Ontology annotation, cellular component: presynaptic membrane. Lineage: Eukaryota; Metazoa; Arthropoda; Insecta; Diptera; Cecidomyiidae.
UUUGAUAGUGUGUGCGUAUGAAUUUUGAUCACUUUAGGCUCAAUCAAAGAAACGAAUUCAAACUGGACACCGUGGAUUUGGUCUUGGCCAUUGUGCACCGACACACAGAUAAUCAUAUGGAUUUUCAUGUUUGAUAAUCGCGAUUCGUAUCGCACUUAACGAGAGUGCCCAGUGAGUAGUCGAACAGCAACGGAGCACAUCAUCAGUAGCUCACUGCUCUGCUCGGUAGAUCGCCAAGAUAAUCAAAUCGCUCCAAAAUCGUGUCACUUAUUUUUGUGAAGACACACCAACGAAAUACAAAAAUAAAGUCAAUUUCGCGAAUUGUGCAAUUCAAUUGAAGUAAAACAGUCAAAUUGGUGUGAUUGAUUUGAAGCGUUGGAUUUUGUUGGUUGUUUUUUUUUUCUUCUUUCGGGUGUUAAAAUUCAAAAGUUUACCUCGUAAUCAAGGUUGAGCAAAAGAAUGAUCCGUGAAAUUUAGCGUAUAAAAUAGCUGCAAAAGCUUUAAAAACUGUGAAAAAGUGUUUGAAACAGCGAAAAAACCUCGUUCAUCAUAGAAAGUGAAUAGUGAAUAGCAUCAAAAGACGAUGCGUGGAAGUACGGCUGGUUUAGCGGAGGGCACCAUUAUAACACCGGAUACGGUGCAUGCCGCAUUUUUAGUGUUUCUCGAUGUAAUGUUUUCGUCAUUGUUAGCCGCACCUGCUGUUAUCGCAUAUUGGCGUGGCACUUGGAAUUUAAUCACAAUUUUUCUAUUCCCCGAUGAUGAGCUGCUCAGUGCGAUUAGUUCAUGUUUUAUCGGUACCGUGGGCCAUUUCAUAUUUUACUAUUACCAACGAAGGUUUAGCAAAAGCUUUCAUCCCGACAAGCAUCGCAUCACAUUCAUGAUAAUCUCACGAAUCUAUACGGCCAUCUAUGGUGUUGUUUGUGUGAAUAGCUGGCGUGGUGGAUGGAACCUAAUGGACUUGUACAUUCCGAAAAAGGUGCAUGCAUAUUUUGCAAUCUUAAUGAUUAGCUGCAUUCUGUUGGCAUUUUGUAAAGGGUUGCGCAACAUUUCCGCUUCACCGCUUGCCAUUUCAACGGACCAUUCCAAAGACUAUUUCACUGUGCCAACAAUGUUCAAAGCAUCGCCGAUUAGCGAUCCCGGUUUCUAUUUCAUGGAUUGUACAUUUUCAGUGUUGGUAAUCGGUACGUUAGUUCUUUUCGUGUGGCGAAGUAUGUUUGCAUUGUGUGAUUUACUCAUUUAUCCGACUAACGAAAGCCAAUCCGCUUUUUAUUCGCUGGCGCUGGGUUAUGGAAUCAUAGCAGUGACAUUUGGUCUGCAGCCUCUGUUGAAGUGGGCAUGCGAUCGUUUGACGGGUUUUUGGCGAUUAGCUGUUGCCGAUGUGUUCUUGUUUCUCGGCUUUGUUGGCACGGCGAAUGUGUGGCGAGGCUUAUGGGCCAUACUUGAUAUCUACUUUAUACCAGAUGAACAGCUCAUCAGUAACUUAAUAACGCAUGGUGUCUCGAUAGUCUUUCUGGCCAUGUUGAAUUGCUCAAAUUCAGUGCUGGUGCGAGGCAUUUAUAUAGACGCCGAAGAGCCGGGCGGUCAAUGUGUCAUUUUUCCCGUCUAUUACAUUCGAUUUUAUUUCCAAAAAGAACGAACCAAAAAACAACGACGAUUGCUCGAUGCGGAAAAAGGUCAACAGCAACAACAAACGGAACUACUGCUGGAAACCGUCGACAAAAGUCAACCACAUAUCGCGAAAAAUGCAAACGGUGAACACAAACUCGUCACAUAGACAUCGACGACAACAACGACAAUGGAUUAAUUCUUCCUGUCACAUCGCUAAUUGGCAAUUUGAAAUUUACAAAAACAAAAACGAGAGAGAGAGAAAAAAAAAAUUGAAAUUGUCGUGUACUAAUUUCCUGUGACCUUACCAACGUUGUGAUACUUGGCUUUUUGAUUGAUUGCUUUGUAUUUGUUUCGAAUUGACCGCCCGAGAAAUUAUUCUUUCUUUCUUCUUCUUCUUCUUCUUUUGUUCGCUUUUUUCCUCGUCAAAUGAGACGACAAGCAAAAUCAAACACAAAUCACAUUCUCGAAUUUGGUUUUAGUACUUAACGGUAAUUGGGUUGAUUUAGGGGAAACAAAUUUAAUACACAAACACAUUGCAAACGCACGCAGAAAAUACGGCGAAUCAUUUUAAUAUCAAAAUUGCGAGAAAAUUUGAAGCAAAUUCAAAGCGGACAUCCAUUUUGGUUUUCCUUCUCGAAUAUUUCGAGAUGCAGGGAAAAUCGAUUACUAAUUAACUAGUCGAUCCAUAGAGAAUCAAAUUGCAUUCAAAAUUUGAAUAUGAACAUAAUGAAUUUUGAUGUGGAAAAACUCCAAUGACUCUAAAAUUACGAACGAAAAGCUUUCUGAGCCAAAUAAUCAUAAAUUAAUUGAAUCGAAGCAUCCAAUUUGUGUCCUUUUAUCAAAAUUUAAUUUCAUUCCGCGGAGUUUAAUUCACUUUUGACCUACUGCAGCUCAACGAAAAAAUCACUUCCAAUCAAAUGACAAUUUAUUCCUUAAUCAUAGCAUAUUUAUUUAUAUAGAUGGAAUCAUCUGUCAAUUUUACAGGGCCAACUUUUUUCAAUGUAUAUAAUUUUACUAAUCAUUUAUAUUGUAUUCUGGAUAAAAUUCGUCAUUUAGCUAAUAUAUUUCGAUGCCAAAAUUGAAGCAUGUUCAAAACCUAAUUCAAGAUUAUUUUAUUUAAGUUUCUUAAGAUUGAAAAAAAAAAUCCCAGAGAUAACUUCAUCAAAAUUGUUGACUAAAUAUUUAAGAACUCAAAUGAUAGUAUACGAUAUGUUAAAUGAAAUAAACAAAAACACAGUUACAUUUUUGAAUCUCAA